AUGUACGUCAGACCCAUACUGGAGUAUGCUUUUCAAGCCUGGAGCCCUUACUUUGCCAAGGACAUAGAUAUGCUGGAGAAGGUGCAACGGAGUUUCACGAAAUUACCAAGGCAACUUAAGAACAAACCAUAUGAGGAGAGACUGAAGGAACUGAAGCUCACUACUCUUAAGCACCGCAGAGAACGUGGAGACCUAAUAGAGACGUAUAAAAUACUCUCUGGGCACUAUGACCUCAAGGAUUUUCAUGAAAUGUUCAAGCGCAACAACAACACCCGUCUGAGAGGUCAUCACUUAAAGUUAGAAAGGCAUAAGUCCCACAGUAACCCAUACAAACACUUUUUGAGCAACCGAGUAGUGAGGGCUUGGAACAAACUUCCUGAAGAUGUGGUCUCAGCACAAAAUGUGAACCAAUUUAAGAAUCAACUAGACAAGCACACCUAUACAUCUACUUGUCAAUGA
Messenger RNA from Cydia amplana, 459 nucleotides. RefSeq lists its product as uncharacterized. The transcript has a single exon. Bases 1 to 459 code for a protein of 152 amino acids. Lineage: Eukaryota; Metazoa; Arthropoda; Insecta; Lepidoptera; Tortricidae. The record is from RefSeq and is a predicted model, not a curated record.